AUGGACGAGGAAACUAUCAAGCAAGCCGUUUCUGCAAAGCAAGCGACUCGUGAAAAGUCACGCUUGCAUCUCCUUAUGACUGCCUGGGAGAUAGAGGAGGCUGAGCGUCAUCAAACGCUUCUUAGCCUACUUCAGUGGAAGAAUGCUCGUGAAUACGUUGAAGCUUCCAAUGAAGCCCACAUGUUCGAAAGGUUCAUGACCCACCGUCACGCAAACCAGCUCGAAGAUGACUUUGACUUUGGUGUUGGAACCUAUGAUGAGGAGCUGCUAGAAUUCAGCAUUUCAGAGGAGCAAUUGAAUCAACUUGAGGCCUUUGCAAUCGAUCACAACUUGCACGACUCCAACCAGACAAUCACCAAGGAUAAGUAUUCUACGGACCCCUUCAUCAACAGCGCUGAAUUGGAGGAUGACGACGAGAGCUGUUGCGAUGACAUAUCGGAAAUUUUCCAGCUCUCUGACCAUGCCUCCCAAGAAACCAUCAAAGGGAAAGCGGAAAUCAAAGCAAAUACCGAAAUUCCCAGAGUCCACAGGGAAGAACCCAUGUGGCAAUACCGCCAGCGCUCAGAUUGGACUGGCCAUAGAGCGUCCGGUAGUGCCAUCCAGACUGGCUAUACAGCCAGCAGCCGCUCACCCCCCUCAACCAAGGCCGCACAGUGCACAAUUGAUGGCAGGUCCAUCGAUGGCACCGUAUGUGCGAUCCCUGCAGCAGGGGCUCCCACAUAUGUACAAUAUGAUGUGCCCCCCACAGAUGAACCCUCUUGGCCGGGACAUGAUGGGUGGUGCAUCGACAAUGUCCCAUCCUCAAUACCCCCCUCUAACCAGCAAUCAAUGGCUGGCACAUCAGCCAUACCACCUGCUCAAUUUGAGCAGCGGAUGCCCUCACAGUCCGCCACCCCCUUCCAGUACCAAUCCCGCAUACAGGCUCCCACGCUCAACGUGGAAGGAAUCCACCAGGCUGUUGAUAACUACAGGCCAGGUCUGAGGAUGCAAGCAGACCACAGCGACGCAUUGCUACGCGUCCCUUCAGUACGUGCAGCGAGUCGAGCAGCACCGUAUGAAGCCUAUCGCCUCAUCAUGGCAUAUGCGAAGCCAAGACCAGGUGAACUAGUGCGGGGUGAGGAAUUUUCAACCGGCGUGAUUCGUGUUGUACCCGGAUCCUCGAGAGCCGUUCGCAAGCCUGUCCACCUGCGCCUCCCUCCUGUAGAACCCGCAGGCACAGGUCACAUAGCCCAACCAGGCUUGGGCUCCCCUGCCAUGACUGAUCAACCUCUCAUGUCCAACAGUACCCAACCACCUCCACUGUCAUCAGCCACCAUCUCACGCAUUGUUGACAGUGCCCGCAACGCGUUCAAGAGGGAUUUCCUUAACAACUUGAUGGUGGCGAGCAACGAUUUGAAAGACAUGGCACUUCGCGCAUUCAAUCAGGGAGUGGAGAUGCAUUCGUCACCAUCGACGAUGAACUCAGUCGAUGCAUGGGUGGCUGGAAGCCAAAAAACCGAAGUGAAGAAGCUCAAAACUAUUCCGAACAGCAUUCGAAGUAUAUUCAAAGAUGUAGGUCAAUCCGCAGUCGAUUUUGCCCUCCCUAUUAGCGAGCGGAACAAAGAGUUGGUGCACCAGCAGGUUUACAUUGAUAGCCUCUGCAUCGGCUUUGCUUACCUCGACGAUCCAGACACUAAUGCAGCAUUCAGAAACCCUGCCCUCUUCCGCAUAAUCAACUGUGUAUUACUUGAGAAGAGGUUGUCCCGCUGGAUUGACCCAAACAAGCGUGACCACGACAAUAUCAUUGCAUUCUCCGGCACAAUCUUACUUUGGGCGCUGCAGGAGCAUGCUAAGGGCGCCGCCGGCAAGUCAGAAUUUGUUGAGGAGGACAAUAGGGCAGCGUUUGAUUCGAUCGUCCAACAUUUGAACGACCUGUCGCCGUCGGAGAGGGCAGCUGUGGAUAAGCUCGUUGAUGAUAUUUUGGCCGAGAUGCAGUAA
Suillus subalutaceus is the source of this 1977-nucleotide messenger RNA. RefSeq lists its product as uncharacterized. Lineage: Eukaryota; Fungi; Basidiomycota; Agaricomycetes; Boletales; Suillaceae. The transcript has 7 exons. The record is from RefSeq and is a predicted model, not a curated record. The coding region runs from base 1 to 1977 and encodes 658 amino acids.